Messenger RNA from Bursaphelenchus okinawaensis, 962 nucleotides. The record is from the annotation of a GenBank genome assembly. Lineage: Eukaryota; Metazoa; Nematoda; Chromadorea; Rhabditida; Aphelenchoididae.
AUGAAGAGCGUUUUCGUCGUGCUUCUGAUGUGCGCCAGCCUGCUGCAUUUAGCCGACGCACAGGGAUGUUGUUGUUGUUGUCCACAACCCCAGCAACAGCAGCAACAAAUGUGUUGUUGUCCGCAACCGCAACCAAUGCAAAUGCAAUGUUGUCCACAGCCGCAACCAAUGCAAGUGCAGUGUUGUCCGCAACCCCAACAACAACAGCAGCCAAUGUGUUGUUGUCCACAACCGCAGCAACAGCAGCAACAACCCACUCAGGUGCAACUUAUCAUUUGUCCGCCGAAGCAAGAGCAACAACAGCAACAGUGUUGUUGUUGUCCGCAACCACAAAUGCAGCAGCAAUGUCCGUGUAUGCAGAUGCAACAGCCGCAGCAGAUGUGUUGUUGUCCACAGCCUCAGCAACAGCAGCAACAGUGUUGUUGCACGCCGUUGGUUGCUAUUGUACCAAUGCCUACCACAACCACUACUCCUAAGCCUACAACGACUACGGCCGCGCCUCAACAGCAAUGUAAGAGUUUUUAAAAAUUUUAUAGUGAACAUGUUAUACGAUGAAACAUGUUUGGGACAUGUUAUACGAUGAAACAUGUCCGGUGCGUCCCUAGACACUUUUAAUCGUAUAACUUGUCCCAACAUUCCAAAAUCGGAAUUUUUCAAAAAAUCUCCUAAACUAACACAUUCCAGGCUGUCUAAUCCCAAUCGGUCAAGUAAUGAUCUCAUGUUGCCAACAACAACAGCAACCGCAGCAACAGCAAUGUUGUUGUUGUUGUCCGCAGAUGGGUAAGAAGCGCCGCAGACGUUCGCUUGGCCUCUUCUAUGGGCCAAUGAUCGAGAAACAUCAGCCGAAUUCAUUCGCCGCACAUAUGACGGCUUGUGGAAGUUGUAGUUGCGAUUGUCGCCAGCCGGCUGCCAGUUUGGCCGACAUUCUCAUGCCCAAAAAGUUCUUCGCCGUCUCGAAAUGA